Messenger RNA from Tripterygium wilfordii, 3171 nucleotides. RefSeq names its product protein MEI2-like 5. The transcript has 12 exons. Bases 1 to 2622 code for a protein of 873 amino acids. Gene Ontology annotation, molecular function: RNA binding. NCBI's taxonomy places the organism in Eukaryota, Viridiplantae, Streptophyta, Magnoliopsida, Celastrales, Celastraceae. The record is from RefSeq and is a predicted model, not a curated record.
AUGGCUGGACUCCCUACUUACGAGUUUUGUGUUCGUCUUUAUUUGGCAGGUAGGCAAUGCAAUGAAGCAGUCAUUUCACAGUUCGUUAUAUGUACUGUAGGACCAGUUAAUAUACCUAAAGAGGCAGGUAGCGGGGAAAUUGGAAUUUUAUCCGGACGCGAUACAUACCAUACCUCAAGCGAUGCAACCCUGUUUUCUAGUUCAUUGCCCGUGCUUCCUCACGAAAAGGUGAACUUAGAUGUUACCGAAAGUGCUCACCAGUCUGUGGAUGAUGUUUCAUGUGGCUUAAAUAAGCACCAACAAGGGGUUGACAUUAACGAUUCUCUUGAAAAUGUUGAAGCUCAUGCAAUUGGAAGCUUGCUUCCUGAUGAUGAGGACGAACUUUUAGCUGGCAUUAUGGAUGAUCUAGACCUCUAUGGAUUGCCAAGUUCACUAGAGGAUUUGGAGGAUUAUGAUCUUUUCGGAGGUGGAGGUAUGGAACUUGAAACUGAUCUACAGGAGAGCCUGAGCUUGGGGAUGUCAAAUGUACAUUUAUCUGACGGUGUUGUUGGGAGCGGAAUGCCUCAUUAUGGCGUUUCAAAUGGUGUGGGAUCUGUUGCUGGUGAACAUCCAUAUGGGGAACAUCCCUCGAGGACGUUAUUUGUUCGGAACAUUAAUAGUAAUGUUGAGGAUUCAGAGUUGAGAGCUCUCUUUGAGCAAUAUGGAGACAUUAGGACUCUCUACACUGCAUGUAAACAUAGAGGUUUUGUGAUGAUUUCUUAUUAUGAUAUUCGUGCUGCUCGAACGGCCAUGCGUGCAUUGCAAAACAGGGCUCUACGACGGAGGAAACUUGAUAUUCACUUUUCAAUUCCAAAGGAUAAUCCAUCUGAUAAGGACAUUAAUCAAGGGACUCUGGUUGUUUUUAAUCUUGAUCCAUCCGUUUCCAAUGAAGACCUCCUUCAAAUAUUUGGGCCAUAUGGAGAGGUCAAAGAGAUAAGGGAAACGCCAAACAAGAGGCACCAUAAAUUCAUUGAAUUUUAUGAUGCCAGAGCUGCAGAAGCAGCUCUUAAGUCAUUAAAUAGGAGUGACAUUGCUGGAAAACGCAUAAAGCUUGAGCCCAGCCGUCCAGGUGGAUCUCGCCGAAACUUGAUGCUGCAACUCAAUCAAGAUCUUGAACUAGAUGAACCUCGAAGUUUCAGGCAUCAAGUAGGUUCACCAGUAACUAACUCUCCACCUGGUAACUGGGCACAGUUCAGCAGCCCUAUCGAACAUGGUCCGCUACAGACUGUCAGCAAAUCCCCUGUUUUUAGGACCAUGAGUCCCACAACCAGCAACCAUUUACCUGGAUUGGCCUCUAUUCUUCAUUCUCAAUUGUCAAGCUCUGCAAAAGUUGCAUCCCUUGGAAACGACAUAGGAAGGGGAAGUCGUAUGGAGCAUACAUUUACUAAUCCGAAUUCUGUUCAUGGAGUGGCCUUUCACCAGUCACAUUCCUUGCCUGAUCCAAAAGUAAGCCAAUUCCGUGGAACUAUGUCCCCUCUUGGUCCUUCGAAUGGGUCUGGUAUGGAAACGAUAUCAGGGCCACAGUUUCUAUGGGGAAGUCCGAAUACUUACUCAGAACAUACCAAUUCUUCAGCCUGGGCUGCACCAGCCAUGGGGCAUCCUUAUUCAUCCAAUGAUAAGGGUCAUGGCUACCUGCCCUCUGGUCGGAAUGGCUCAUUCCUUUCCUCAUCUCAACUUCACCAUCACCCACACCAUCACCAUCAUCAUUUUGGAUCUGCUCCAUCUGGCAUUUCUUUGGAAAGUCACUCUGGGUUUUUCCCCAAGUCACCGGAAACUUCGAUCAUGGGUCCGGUUGUGUUUGGAGGCAUGAGUUUGGGCCAUGGUGAUGGAAGUUUUAUGAAGAAUAUGAGUGUUCGUCCUCCCAUGAAUACUGGAAUUUCUGUGCCAAGAAAUACGCUUGACAAUGCUUCAAGUUUGAGAAUGAUGUUCUCACCAAGGCUUAGUCCUGUAUUCUUAGGCAAUGGUCUAUACUCAGGAGUGGCCCCCACCAGCAUGGAGGGUUCUACUGAGCGCGGUAGAAGCAGACGGGUUGAGAGUAAUGGGAACGGAGUGGAUAACAAGAAACAGUUUCAGCUUGAAUUGGACAAGAUUAUCAGUGGGGAAGAUACUCGGACAACGCUUAUGAUAAAAAAUAUUCCAAACAAAUACACAUCAAAGAUGUUGCUAGCUGCUAUUGAUGAAAAUCAUAAGGGCACUUAUGAUUUUCUCUAUCUGCCAAUUGAUUUUAAGAAUAAAUGUAAUGUGGGCUACGCAUUUAUCAAUAUGCUCACUCCGAAACACAUUGUUUCAUUCUACGAGGCAUUUAAUGGAAAGAGGUGGGAAAAGUUUAAUAGUGAGAAAGUCGCUUCCUUGGCAUAUGCUCGAAUCCAGGGAAAGCCAGCUCUUGUCUCCCACUUCCAGAAUUCAAGCUUGAUGAAUGAAGAUAAGCGCUGCCGCCCUAUUCUCUUUCACUCAGGGGGCACUGAAGCUGGUGAGCAGGAACUUUUGCCAUCCAACAAUAUGAAUAUUCAGGUCCGACUGCAAGAGGAGUCAUAUUUUGGGGAUUUUCCAGAGAUCCCCUUGAAAGAUGGCUGUGAGAGCUAACGUUUGGAUAACAUUCUAGCAUCUAAAUUUAGGGAGAGUAUAUCCUUUGAAAAUUCCUUGGAGUUGUGUAUAGUACUAGUAAGUCUUUGAAGUAUGCAAGAGAUAGGGAGAAGGACGCAAAGCUUAUUGGCAAUGCUGAGGCUCUCCGUUGUCGAAUGCCAGUCCGCAGUUUGUGCAUAAUCUCUCCUCCCUCGCCAUUUUGAAGUAUGCUAGGGAGGGAGAGGAUGCAAAGCUGGUUUAUUGGUGAAUGGUGAUGCCGAGGGGCUCCUUUGUCGAAUCCAAUCCCUCAGUUUGUGCAUAAUUAAUCGUUCACCCCACCAUUUUGGAUUUCCUUUUGUUCUAGAUGUGGGCUUGGUUUUACUUGAAGCCUGAACUAUGAUUUUCGUUUGGGUACAUUUGUUCUAUAGGUAAAUGUCUUCGAGAGUCGAUAUUUAAGCAAGUGUUUUAAUUUGGGGAGGAUUACAGAAUUGUAUAGUGGGGACUGGGGAGUAAGACUUAUGUUUUAAUAAAUACAUCAUUUUCUAUAAAUUUGAUCUUCAUUUGUGUAAA